UCUCUCACAGGCGGGCAGAGGCUCAUCUACCUCCGCGUCGCGCUCUUGUAUUCUCCUGGGGUUUUAUUCAUAGGUUCUUGGGGUUGCCAAAUAUGGCUGCAGUUGUUACCAGACACAAGCAUUUCGGUCAAGAAUACCUCAGUACUGAGUCUAAAUAUGUUGUUCGGGAAUACUCCAGCUCUGCGGCAGAAGAGGUGAAAUAUCAAUACCAAACACAGAAGAGAAUCCAGGGAGUGGUGGAGAAGAAGAUGCCUGAGAAAUACAUCCGUGAGGAGUCCAUGAUCAGGGGCCCCAAGUUUGUGGUUAGACUGAGGUCCCAUACAGUGUAUGAAAACAGUGCUAUUAAACUUUUCUGCACUGUGGAGGGAUAUCCCACCCCACAAGUCAAAUGGUUCAAGGAUGAUGUCAUCUUGGAUAUUUCUUCUGGAAAGUACUUUGUGGAGAGCAAUGCUGGAUUCCAUGCCCUCUCCAUCCUCAAGUGUGCAACUGAUGACACUGCGAUGUACACGGCUGUAGCCUCAAACACUCAUGGACAGGCCUCCACCCAGGCCUCCAUCAUUGUGAAGAGGUGCAAAGAGGAAGAAACGUCCACUCCUUAUUCCUGGAUGCCUUACCAGUAUGCUGUUUUACCUGAGAUCAAGUAUACGAAGAUUAACAUCACCUUCACUGAGACGUUUGACGUGACCUUUGGAAAAGAAGGCGAUAAGGCCACUUUGACCUGCAAGAUGACUAUUAACCCCAACCUGGCUAACCUGCAGCCUGAGGCGAUGUGGUACAGAGAUGAGCACCUCCUGAAAGAGUCGAGGUGGGUGAAAAUGGAGUCUGGCGGAGGUGUUGCCAAGCUCACGCUUACUCAGCUCGCUAAGGAUGAUGAGGGUCUUUACACCCUCCGCAUGGUCACCAAGGGAGGCGAUGCGGUCCACAGGGCUUACGUCUUCGUUGAUGAUGGUCCACCUCCAGUUCCUCAAGCUCCCGGAGCCCCAAUGGACAUUAAGAUCCAUGAUGCAAAUAGAGAUUAUGUCAUUGUGUCCUGGAAACCUCCUAACACCACCACUGAAGGCCCCAUCGUUGGAUACUUUGUUGACAGAUGUGAAGUUGGAACAGAGAACUGGGUGCAGUGUAACGACUCGCCUGUAAAGAUCUGCAAGUAUCCUGUGCAGGGCCUGUUUGAGGGACACUCUUAUUACUUUCGCGUGCGUGCCGUCAACUCUCGCGGCAUUGGCAGACCCUCCAGAAUGUCUGAGCCCAUUGCCGCUCUGGACCCUACAGAGUUUGAGAGACUUCAUGCCACAAAACUUGGUGGAAGACUUGACGUUGUGACUUACUAUGAUGACCUUGAAGCCGAGGGAAAAGCUCCGGGACCUCCCUCUAAAGUCUGUGCUUCAGAGACGGACCGAACAUAUGUUGUGCUCAGUUGGGUCCCUCCAGUCUACCAUAGCAAAGCCCCCAUGUGGUAUUACAUUGAGAAGCUUCAAGUGAGAGCUGGAUCCUGGCAGAGAGUGAACACUAAAGUACCCAUCAGAUCUCCUCGCUAUGCCGUCUUCGACCUGCUAGAGGGAAAGGAUUAUCAGUUCCGUGUGGUGUCUGCUAACAUGUACGGCGUCAGCGAGCCUUCCGAGCCCUCCAGUACUGUAACAACCCUGCAGUUGAAGGGUGUGCCCUCGGCUCCUGGACAAGUCGUUGCAACCAGAGAGACAGACACUUCUGUUCUAAUCCAGUGGGCGCCUCCAAAGGAUCCCAAUAACCUGAUUGGAUAUUACAUUGAUUCUUGUGUGAAAGGAUCUAAGGACUGGACCUCUGCCAAUCACAAGCCCCAUAAGCAGACUAGGAACUCAUUAAACCUUAUUCGAUAUUACAUUGAUUCUCGUGUGAAAGAUCUGAGAACCGGACCUAAGCCAAUCACAAGUGGACCAGCGCUGUGUUUCUCAAAGCUUCAAGUGAGAGCUGGAUCCUGGCAGAGAGUGAACACUAAAGUACCCAUCAGAUCUCCUCGCUAUGCCGUCUUCGACCUGCUAGAGGGAAAGGAUUAUCAGUUCCGUGUGGUGUCUGCUAACAUGUACGGCGUCAGCGAGCCUUCCGAGCCCUCCAGUACUUCCAAGACAUUGAGUAAUGGGGAGGACCAGCUAAAGCAAUCUGUCUUCUCCACAGAGCUGCCCUCUUUCCCUUAUGAUAUCUCUCUUCUCUACUGUGAUGGGGAAUCCAUGGUGCUCAACUGGAAGCAGCCCCUCCAUUCUGGAGGAGCAGACGUCACUGAUUAUUACAUUGACAAAUGCAAUGUGGCCAAGAAGACAUGGAAGGAGGUCAACGUCCCACCCAUUAAGGAAACACUGCACAAGGUUGGAGGUCUGACAGCUGGGUCAGUGUAUCAGUUUAGGGUCUAUGGAGCUAAUUUGACUGGACUGGGUGAUGCCUCGACCCCUAGCGCUCCCUUCAAAUGCGAGGCUUGGACCAUGCCUGAGCCAGGUCCAGCCUAUGACGUGACCUUCACUGAAGUAAGGGAUGAUUCGGUGGUGGUGGAGUGGAAGGCUCCUGUCUACAACGGUGCCAGUGCUAUCACUGGAUACAUUGUUGAGAAAUCCAAGAAAGGCUCGGAUAACUGGAGCAAAGUCAACGAAAAUUCAGUCAACCACUGCUAUUUUAAGGUCAAGGGUCUAGAAACAGGCGAGUCUUAUGGGUUCCGUGUGCGGGCAGAGAACACCAAUGGCGUUGGGGUGGCUUCAACCCCCUCUGACCCUGUGUGCAUCAAGGCACUGCCAGGUCCAACCUAUGACGUGACCUUCACUGAAGUAAGGGAUGAUUCGGUGGUGGUGGAGUGGAAGGCUCCUGUCUACAACGGUGCCAGUGCUAUCACUGGAUACAUUGUUGAGAAAUCCAAGAAAGGCUCGGAUAACUGGAGCAAAGUCAACGAAAAUUCAGUCAACCACUGCUAUUUUAAGGUCAAGGGUCUAGAAACAGGCGAGUCUUAUGGGUUCCGUGUGCGGGCAGAGAACACCAAUGGCGUUGGGGUGGCUUCAACCCCCUCUGACCCUGUGUGCAUCAAGGCACUGCCAGGUACCCAGGAAAUCAAAUGUGGCAUCGAUGAGGAAUCAGGUGACAUUUAUCUCUCUUUUGAGAGCUGCCAAAUGGCGGAGAAAUCAAAGUUUGUGUGGAAGAAGUCCUACCAAGAAAUGACUGACUUCUCUAAGGGAAUCAUCCUGAAGACAUCAGGCAGCCACUCAACUUUGCUUUUUAAGAACCCAGACAAAGAGGAUUUGGGCACAUACUCUGUGUCUGUUACACAUACUGAUGGUGCCUCCGCCAGCUACAAGAUGUCAGCAGAAGAGCUGGAGAAGAUGUUGGCCCUCAGCUAUGACAUACGCAACCCAAUUAUCCCUCUGAAGACUGAACUGGCCUAUAAGAUUCUAGAGAGAGGCCGUAUGCGCUUUUGGCUGCAAGCUGAGGGCAUCUCCUCUGCUGUGACCUACAAAUUCUUUGCCAAUAACAAGAAGCUUGUCAACUGUGAGCAAACUAAAAUGAGUCACGACGCAGCUACGGGCAUUAUUGAGAUGGUGAUGGAUCAUUUCACUGACGACAGCGAGGGCACUUUCACCGUGCAGAUCCAAGAUGGCAGAGCCAAGGCCCAGUCCUCUCUGGUGCUGAUCGGAGACGCCUUCAAGGCAGCGCUGGCUGAGGCAGAAUACCAAAGGAGGGAGUACAUUCGUGUGAAAGAGGGCCCUCACUUUAUGGAGUUCCUCUCCAUUCAAGUUGGGGAAAACGCCUCUGUCACUCUUGUUUGCAAGGUGGCUAAUUUGAAGAAGGACUCUGUGUUCCAAUGGUAUAAGGACGAUGUAGAGGUGAUUUCUGAGGUGCCUGCUGACUUGAACUCAGGAGUCUGCAAGUUCCCCCUAACUAAUUUCUCCAAGAGGGAUGUGGGACUAUAUAAAGCAACCAUCACCGAUGACAGAGGCCAAGAUGUGUCACAGAUUGAUGUUUCUGGCAAAGCUUUUGAUGACAUCAUUAACGAGCUCAGUCGUGUCGCUGGAUCCAGCGCCUCUGAGUUGUCGAUUCAGUGCACUGCGGAGGGCAUUAUGCUUCAGUGCCAUAUGAAAUAUUACACCGAGGAGAUGAAGAUCCAUUGGAAACAAAAGGAUUCUAAAAUUGCUGCAUCAGAAAGGAUGAGAAUUGGUGGCAACCCAGCAAUGGCAACUUUGGAGAUGGUAGAACCGACUGAUAAGGAUAAAGGAAUGUACACUAUUGAGAUUGUGGAUCCCGAGAAGACGCAUUCUCGUACCCUGGACCUCUCCGGACAACUCUACGACAACAUCUCUUUCCUUCUUUUUUGGACCUGGACAGGAUCCAGCGCCUCUGAGUUGUCGAUUCAGUGCACUGCGGAGGGCAUUAUGCUUCAGUGCCAUAUGAAAUAUUACACCGAGGAGAUGAAGAUCCAUUGGAAACAAAAGGAUUCUAAAAUUGCUGCAUCAGAAAGGAUGAGAAUUGGUGGCAACCCAGCAAUGGCAACUUUGGAGAUGGUAGAACCGACUGAUAAGGAUAAAGGAAUGUACACUAUUGAGAUUGUGGAUCCCGAGAAGACGCAUUCUCGUACCCUGGACCUCUCCGGACAACGUGAGUUAGCGGACGCAUAUGCUGAAAAGAAUCGUGGCAAAGUGGUUGGUGGUCUUCCUGAUGUUGUGACUAUCAUGGAAAAGAAGACUCUGAGUCUGACCUGCACAGUCUGCGGUGACCCCAAACCUCUGGUCAGCUGGUCUAAGAAUGAUCAAGAGGUAGAACCCAGCGAUCAGUACGUCAUUGCCAUGGACUCGGGCAAGUUCGCCAGCCUCACUAUCAAAGGCGUGUCCCUGGAGGACUCCGGCAAAUACACCAUGACGGUCCAAAACAAGUACGGCGGCGAGUCUGUGGACAUCAUCGUCAGCGUGUACAAACACGGCGACAGGGUUCCGGACAUCAAACCCACACCCUCACCCAAGAGGAUCAUGCCUCCCACGGUUCCCAUCGUAAUUCCCACUGCCAAGUCUGCCACCCCUGCCCCUGCUGCAGCCAAGUCUCCGGCUCCUCCCCAAAAUGCCAAAUCCUCUGCUCCGCCCCGUGGCAUGAAGUCCCCCACUCCCACCAGGAAGAAGUAACAGCAUAGCCCUUGCCUCUCGUUCACCCCAACAGCACAAAAACAACUCGAUUUACAUUUCCGGUUGGAAAUAUCAGUGUUUGCAAGGCAGCUAAGGAAGUUUGGGUUUAGGUUUUGGUUCAUGUCUUGUUUUCUUCCAGCUGUAGACAGUCUAUUAACAAAAUCAACAUAGUUUAUUAUAUGGCUAUAAAGGAGUAAUGGUGCUUUUUUUCUGAUUUUAAAAAUCUUUGUAAUCGUGAUAUGCAGACAAUAUAAAUCAUUUGUAGGUUGAUUCCCCUAAAAAGUAAAAAACAUUAGUUGCAUCUGUAAUCACAUACUGUCUAAUAGGUACUACAUUUUUAUUUGAAACUUACUUCACGCCCAUUAAAAAAGUAUGUUCUACACAUGAGUAGCAUGAAUGAAAUUCAGACUUACUACAGCCACCUUAUUGUUACUGUUCUGUGACUCACGAACAUUCAUUUCGUUGCUUUACUGCCAUUCACACUGCCAUUCCAUGGCUUCAUGGGAAAGUUAGAUGUCCAUCACAAAUGCACUCCAGAUUCUUGGUGGAAGAAUCAGCCGCACCACA
This is a messenger RNA of Sinocyclocheilus rhinocerous, 5687 nucleotides long. It is a transcript of the gene myom2b, whose product is annotated as myomesin 2b. The coding region runs from base 93 to 5120 and encodes 1675 amino acids. The record is from RefSeq and is a predicted model, not a curated record. Gene Ontology annotation, cellular component: M band. Gene Ontology annotation, molecular function: protein binding. The transcript has 41 exons. NCBI's taxonomy places the organism in Eukaryota, Metazoa, Chordata, Actinopteri, Cypriniformes, Cyprinidae. Gene Ontology annotation, biological process: sarcomere organization.